AAAAAACAAAUAAUAAAGGAAGACGCCAUUGCCAUUGCAGUUGGUGCCACACACAACCUGAGAGAGAGAGAGAGAGAGAGAGAGAGAGAGAGAGAGAGAGAGAGAUGAUGGAGGUAAAAGAAGCGUUGUUCAUGAACAGAGGAGAAGGAGAAAGUAGUUAUGCACAAAACUCUUCUUUCACACAAAAAGUGGCCUCCAUGACAGUGCCAGUGCUAGAAAAUGCAGUUGAAACUCUACUCUCCAAAGAUAUCCACCUUCUGCAAGCUCUUAACGCAGCGGACUUGGGUUGUGCAGCGGGUCCAGCCACUUUCACAGUGAUUUCUACAAUCAAAAGAAUGAUGGAAAAGAAAUGCAGGGAAUUGAAUUGCCAAACACUGGAACUUCAAGUUUACUUGAAUGAUCUUCCUACAAACGAUUUCAAUACCCUCUUCAAAGGCCUGUCAUCUAAGGUUGUUGGUAACAAAUGUGAGGAAGUUUCUUGUUAUGUGAUGGGAGUAGCGGGGUCUUUCCAUGGCCGUCUUUUUCCUCGUAACAGCUUGCAUUUAGUUCAUUCCUGUUUCAGUGGUCAUUGGCUUACUCAGGCACCAAAAGGACUCACAAGCAGAGAAGGCUUGGCAUUAAACAAGGGGAAGAUUUACAUAUCAAAGACAAGCCCUCCUGUUGUAAGAGAAGCCUACUUAUCUCAAUUUUAUGAAUAUUUCACAAUGUUUCUCAACGCUAGAUCCCAAGAGGUGGUUCCAAAUGGUUGUAUGGUGUUGAUACUUCGUGGUAGGCUAUCUUCUAAUCCUUUAGACAUGGAGAGCUGCUUUACUUGGGAAUUAUUAGCCAUAACCAUUGCUGAAUUGGUUUCACAGGCUGCUUUUCUAUGGGGAGGCCAGAUUUGAAGAGGAAAUUACACUUGGUGAAGUGGAAGGAGGUUCCUAAGAGCAAGAUGCAAGGAGGGCUGGGGAUUUGAAGAACUAGAGAUUUUAAUGACUGUCUUUUGAUAAAGUGGUGGUGGAGGUUUGCUAAUGAAGAUGAGGCUUUAUGGAAGAAGGUGGUUUGUAGUAAAUACAAUCUAAAUGGGGGAGUAUGGUUUCCAACUUUGAACCAAGGUAAGAGGGCAUCAAAGUUGUGGAGUGAUAUUUUAGCUGCUGUAGAGCACAGGCCUAUGAUGUUCAAUUUUUACACAAUCAAUGUUCAGAUUAGAGUGGGUAAUGGGAACGGAGUGAGGUUUUGGCAGGAUAAAUAGUGUGGUGAUUGUUGUUUCAAAGAGAAAUUUCCCAGGUUGUUUAGGUUAUCCACUGAUAGAGGAGGUUCUUUAAGGUCUUUUGUUGAAAAGCAAGAUAGUACUGGUGGUUGGGAAAUUAGCUUCAGAAGGAAUUUAUUUGUUUGGGAGAAGGAGGAACUCAACAAGCUCAGCGAGGAGUUAUGUCUGGCUCCAUCACUAAAUGGGAAUGAUGAGGAUAAACCAGUUUUGUUAGCAGCACAAUCAGGUCAAUGUAUUGUUUCCACCCUCUAUAAGUAUAUAGAUUUGGAGGCUGGUGAGCAGUCUAUUGUUAGUAAACUGGUAUGGGUGAAUUAUCUCCCACCCAAAGUGCAAUUAUUUGGGUGGCUUGCAUGGAAACACAAGGUGAAACCAUCUGAUUUUCUGCAGAGGAUUGGAAUUUUGGAUGGAAGUGUGUCUUAUCAGUGUGCGUUUUGCAAUAAUGAGCUAGAAACAGUUCAGCAUGUGCUAAUUUAUGCCCUUUGGUUUGGAGGGUGUGGACUGAUUUGCUACAGUGGUGAGGAAUUAAAUGGCUGGUUCCUGAAUCAGGGGAAAGGUUGGUACAAUGGUGGGAUGGUAACAGAGUCAAAAAAAUCUAAGAGGAGAAUUUGGAUGGCUUUACCUCUAGUUGCCUUAUGGUCUUUAUGGAAGUAUAGAAAUGAUUGCUUGUUCAAUGGUAUACAAACAAUGAUGGGGGAGCUGAAGGAGGCAAUCAUCAUCAAAUUAGCAAUUUGGUUGAAGGCUUACUUCAAAGAGUACCAGUAUUCUAUUUUUGACUUUUUAUUUAAUUUUUCUCAUAUUAGAAAAUGUUUAGGGGGCUAAAAGCUUACAGAUUUUUUGUAAGCUUGGUGUUUUUGUUGUUUCUGUUGUUCUAUUGGAAUCUUUCCAACUCGCUUCCGAGGGUUUAGGUUGGUGUUGGUGAAGAUGGGCUACUAAUGCUGUACUUGUUAAUGAUGCUGGUUCUACUUGGUGAAAAGGAGUAUCUACUCUGUGGUGGUUGAUCUGUGUGGGCAGUGAUCCCUUUCAAUUGGCUGUUGUUUCUGAUGCUCAUUUUCUACUGAUAUGGGUUGCUGCUGGUUUUGUGUGGGUGAUGAUCUUUUAAUUAGGCUACUGCAGUUGAUAUUUUGUUGUUGUCCUGUUUUAUUAUUGUGUCUGCUGUAGCUGUUAUUUUAUUGUUGUCCUGUUUUGUUGUGUUUGCUAGUUUUGGGUUAUUUGGUAUGUAUUAGUUUUGGUUAGCCUUUACUUGGUUGAGGUUGAUUUGGGUGUUUGUGGUUGGUUCCUCACCAACUCUUGAUGGUAUGUAGCAUAUGAUUUGGCAGUCUUAUUGGUGGCAACCUAGUUGGCAUUGAUUUGGCUCGCUAUGAUGUUUUUGCACUUGUAAUGCCCAUAAUCAUAGGAGAAAUAUUAUAUUUUCA
Molecule: messenger RNA, 2661 nt
Organism: Camellia sinensis
Lineage: Eukaryota; Viridiplantae; Streptophyta; Magnoliopsida; Ericales; Theaceae
Source: RefSeq, a predicted model, not a curated record